This is a messenger RNA of Scleropages formosus (Asian bonytongue), 177 nucleotides long. RefSeq names its product apelin receptor early endogenous ligand (gene apela). NCBI's taxonomy places the organism in Eukaryota, Metazoa, Chordata, Actinopteri, Osteoglossiformes, Osteoglossidae. Gene Ontology annotation, molecular function: apelin receptor binding. Gene Ontology annotation, biological process: heart development; apelin receptor signaling pathway. Bases 1 to 177 code for a protein of 58 amino acids. The record is from RefSeq and is a predicted model, not a curated record. The transcript has 2 exons.
AUGAGAGUACAGAUCCUCCUCUACAUAUUCCUUCUCAUUCUUGCAAGCCUCUUGCUAGUGAACGCACAAAAGCCAGGUACUCUUCCAGAUGUCUUAAAUCUGAGACGAAAGUUCCACAGACAUCUUUGCCCGCACAGGAGAUGCAUGCCUCUUCACUCCAAAGUGCCCUUCCCUUGA